This is a messenger RNA of Megachile rotundata (alfalfa leafcutting bee), 8180 nucleotides long. RefSeq lists its product as uncharacterized. The record is from RefSeq and is a predicted model, not a curated record. Gene Ontology annotation, cellular component: nucleus. Gene Ontology annotation, molecular function: protein dimerization activity; nuclear receptor binding. Lineage: Eukaryota; Metazoa; Arthropoda; Insecta; Hymenoptera; Megachilidae. Gene Ontology annotation, biological process: cellular response to hormone stimulus; positive regulation of transcription by RNA polymerase II.
GCCACUCGUAUCCGUAUACACGGAUGGUCUACGCAGCCUGCACGCAGUAUACUACGUACGAACACGUAUAGGGCUGUGCACACGGCCAAAGUGAUAGAGAACGAAGGAGAGGGAAGAAACAGUGAGAUCGCGAAAGACAGAGGAGAAAGAACGGAAACGGAGAGAUAAGAAAGAAAAGAAGAUACAUGUAUAUACACGCAUAUAUAUAUGUUACGUAGCAAGAAAACGGUAUUAGAGAAAAGAGGUGAGGUGUAAGACGUACACACGGAGGACAUUUCAUACUUACACAUACAUCUGUACGUGAUCAGUGAGUCUUUCGUCAUAAAACAUUGUACAUGGAUAAUUAUCAGUGGAAAAAAAGACUCUGAGCUUCGACGUUACUUCGAUCGAGAUAUUCGGCAAUCGAUUUUUCUCGAACCCCGUGUUUUUGUGUCUCUCCGUAAAGGAUUUCGUGUUUUCGACACGUGCAAGACAAGGCUAUGAAAUAGAAUAAAGAAGAGAGGAGGGAAAGAGCGAGAGAGAAGUAUCCACAUCUCGUGGCGCCCCGUUGUGUUUUUCUACGGAAAGCUGUGCUCGGAACCUGCGUGAACUCUCAGAGUGGAAGAAAACGUUCGGUAGGGAGUAAACGGAAGAGGCAAAACGAAAAAAAGUUACUCGCGGAUAACGAGUGAUAAAAAAAAUUCUUCGCGGGUUUCUGUUGGUUCGAGAUCAGUGAAAUCGUCGAAGAAGCGAACGAAGCCUGAACUGGAACGAACUCCGAUGGACGAGAACGAGUUUUAUCCCGAUCGAGUUGGUCAGUUGAGUGUAAGAAUUUUGUGCUUAUCGUUAACGCGUUUACUUGCCGUUACGUGAAUUUUUUAUCGUGAAGAUAGAAGUGUAUACGCGUGACACGGUCGCGGGUGUACCUUGUUCAUGCGAUAAUAAGAAAGUGGGGUCUCUGCCAUGUUCCGUUUUUAUUAACUUGUCGGACGGUCCACUGCUUUGAGAGUCAAGUUCGUCGCGCUUCGCUGUACGCGCCGUGUCUGGCGCGCGCAUAUUUCCUCGCGCUUUCGGUUGCGCUUCACGACAAGCUUUCUACUCGAAGUGAGAUGAAACAUUUCCUCUCGGUGAUAUCGAAAACCAUCGGUAAAGGAUCGGCAAGAUUACGAAGGUCACAAGAUCAGGCGAAACGGAAGCUGAUCGAGGACGGAAGAAGUUUCUACGACUUGAUUGUAACAAGACAAUUCCUAAAGGAAGUAAUAAUUUUACGGCGCUUGGAAGAGGAACUCGGUAUCUUCGGAGAAGAUACUUGUCAUUGAAUAUUUGCACGAGUUAUUUGGAAGUUUGGAAAACGAGACAGAGAUCAAGCUUCCUCUUUAAUGACAACGAUAAGCUAAAAAAGCAGGGAACGCCCGAGGUUUCUGUUCGUCGCCGGUAGAUUACGCAUACGGUUAACGAGAAGGAGACACGAGUAUCUUGUACGUUAGCGAGCGAGAAAGUAGCGUGUCGAAAAGUGAACUCGAUAUCCGAGGACGAAAAGGAAACGAAGGUGUGACGGUGCUCGGUCGAUAAGGAGAGUUCUAAAGUGUCAAGAGGAGACAGAGGGGAAAAAACAAAGGUGUACUUCGAUAUAAUAUUUCGCGGUGGUGAAUCUGCACGGUGACACGCGAGUAUAUCCGUCGGAAGUACCCCGAAUGUCGGUUAACGAAGAGGAAAAAUACGACAGAACGAUGCGAUUAAGAACGCGUGUUCUUUACGUGAGUGUCGGUGGAGGCAAAGAAACUAUUCGUCUUCGUUGAUCUUUUAUUGCUGCUUUAUCAACACGAGCGAUGAAACGAGAUAUUCUUUCUUCGUUUUCUCGCGAACUUGCGGACUGAGUUAUCCCAAUUCGACGUGGUGUUCAGUUUGUUCGGAGAAUAAAAAAACGAAAGAGAGAUUAGAAUUUACGAAUUCGGAAAGUGAAGGUGGUGAUAAUUAGUGGUGCGUUUGUUCGUUCGCUGGUGAUAUUCGUAUUGUUUAGUGGUGCGGCAGUGUGGUGAAAGAGGUUGGUGGUUGGUGGUGGUGUAAAAAAAAAGAGAACACUCGACUGUGACUCUUAACUCAUUACCACGGAUCUCCCUCGGCAGUUUAACACCACAGCCAUCCUCGAUGAGAGGAGGCACAUGUCCAUUGCUGCCGCUGAAAAUGCAGGAAAGAGGCCUAGCCCGUGUGAACUACAGGACCCGUUGUGGGUCAAAAUGAGUGCGAUUACUGGCAGCAUCACCAAGAAAAGAAAGAAAUCCGAUGCCAAGCCUCAGUCGCAGAUUAACAAGUGCCUUAACGAAAAAAGACGACGGAACCAGGAGAACCUGUUUAUCGAUGAGCUUGCCGAGCUGAUUUCCGUCACGGACAUGAGCUCUGGCAAGACUGACAAACGCCAGAUCCUUCAGAGAACCGUCGACCAGAUUCGGCACAUUAGGCAACAGGAAGGCUCCAAUAGUCAUGCCGUUCAACAGGGGGAAGUGUCUUCAUCGAAUCCUAACAUACUGUCCAACGAUCAAGUUGGUCCUAUUUUACUCGAGGCGUUAGAUGGCUUUCUGUUUGUUGUAAAUACGGAGGGACGAGUGGAGUACGUAACGGAUAACAUAACACAAUAUAUAAAUUAUACGAAGGACGAUGUGCUCGGCAAGGAUAUUUAUAAUAUUAUUCAUCAUGGAGACCACAACAUCUUCAUGCCUAGCUUGUGCCCUGUGUCAUUAGGCUGGACGAGCGAGCCGCAGCCCCAAACGAGGAACCGUACCUUCAAUUGCCGCUUCUUGGUGAAGCCUCCUGAUGAUAAAGAAGAGACUAUGGAAGAGAAGCAGCAACGAGUAUCGAAAUACGAGUCUAUGCAGAUCUGUUCAGCUCUUUUGCCAAGUAAUAGCGAUCGUCUGGAGAGCGGUGACGUAUCCUCCGAAUCGUCGGACAUCGGUCCUUGCGUAAUGUGCGUGGCUCGCAGGAUACCACCGAACGAGAAACCCAUUGGUACGCCUAUCGAGCAGUUCACUGUCAAGCUGGACACCGCGGGGAAGAUUAUCGCGGUUGAUGACAGCUGGCUGUCGCCUCCUUACGCCAAGUACCUAAGCAAGGUAAAGGACCUGAUUGGCACUACAAUAAAGGAUGUGUGCCACCCUCAUGAUCUCAGUAAGCUAACUGCACAUUUGAACGAUACGCUUCAAGUCGGUGAGAGUACCAGUGGUGUGUACCGACUACGCGUUAGUCCUGAUAAGUUCCUUAACAUUCAAACAAAGUCAAAACUUUUCAAAGCAAAUGUGAUGAAUACACACGAUACCGACUUCAUUAUGGCCACCAAUUCCAUCAUCGGGGACAAUGACUUAACGCCUAUCGAGGGUGGUCAGCUUUCCAACAACAAAGUGUGCUCUGGACACUCUAGUAACCGUUGUGCGAAUAAUAGUAAUAAUAAUAAUGGUAACAAUAACAAUAACGUGGGUGGCCCGCUGAUGUCCGUGGCGCAUCUGAACGGUCAAGUGAGUGGUAUCAGUGGUCGGGGGUUGGCUGGUACGUCGUCGUCAUCGUCGUCGUCGUCGUCGUCGCAUGGCGGCGGUGUCGCGACAUCGUCAAACUCGAUAGUGUUUAGCGCGGCCGAGUCUUGCAACAACCCCCUGCCGUCGCUAAGUACAAGUAAUCCGUUCAACCACUUUUCGGGGAACAUGGACUUGGAAUUCGAGCUCUUCCCCAGUUCCACAUGGGACUUGGAUAGUAGCAGCGGGUGGGCAGAUAGGCCCGAAUCGAGAGCGAGCGGGCCACCAAAUUCACGACCACCUUCCCAGCCAGCCCCGACAUCUCCGAGUCCCCAGGGAACGUUCUCCUCUAAUUCAGCGGUGGCGCCUCACUGCAGUCCCCUACGCGCGUUCAGCCCGACCUCAGGCAACGCGGCUCACACCUUCAGUAAUUCGUUCCCCUUCAGUCCGCUUCAGGAAUCACAGACGUCCUCCUUGACGAACAGCGCUGCUAGUAGUGUUAGUGCCAACGGGGCGGCUGGAUUGACGCCCAAACGGCAGGAUGAAGGGAAGACCGGAUGCUCGAGCAGCAACAACCAAUCCGGGAUGGAUAGCACCGGCAACUCGAGAAACAACUCGACCAACGUGGCCGGGACCACCGCGACCGGCCAACAACAGACCACCGUCGGGGUCACCGCGACCGUUGUCGAAACUCAGAACAGUGUUGUGUCCACCGAGUCCGGUAGAUUGAGAAACUUGUUGACCAAGGGGGCUAGUGCUAGUGAGGACAGUCAGGACAAUGCGAAUAACGAUUCCGAGAACCAAAAUCAGCAUAGGAUAUUAAAGAUCUUGUUGAAUCAACAAGACGACGAAGAUUUUCAUCCGGAGCAUAAUAAUAAAGUGCGCACGAGUCCUAGUAACAUGCCGAAACCGAGCAUGGAGCAUUCGAAAUCUUCGCUUGGAAAUAAUAUGCUGUUACAGUUAUUAAAUGAGAAAAACGACGACGAGGACGAAGAAGCUCGUGCCGGUUUAAAGAAACGGAACGAACUUCUGCAGCAGCUUCUGAAAAACCAAGACGACGAGAGGAAAGUACAAGAGCAACAGUGCAAAUCGCAGAAUCGGGAAGAAGAUCCUCUGUUGCGAAGUCUUGGCUUUCGGAACACCACGCCAUCCCCGUCUCAAUCGGGCGACAACGUUGGUCUCGGUGGUUCGACGCAGGUCGGACAGAAAAGACCCGGCGAGGAUGGCGAUCUGAACAUCGCUGUGAAACGUCCUAUGGACGGCUCGCAUCAGGUGUCCUCCUCGGGUACGUCUACCAAUACGACCAGCAAACUUUGGGAGAAGAACAAAAUGUUAGCUUCGUUGCUAGCUAUACAACCUCCUCAGCCAACCACUAUCCCACCAAUACCUGCAUCUGUGAUAUCGGCAACGCCACAGGAUAAACUGGUACGUAUAGGAUUAAAGUCACAACAACCGUCACAGCAGUCGCAACCGCAGUCGCAACAACAGCAGCAGCAACAACAGCAACAGCAGCAGCAACAACAGCAACAGCAGCAGCCACAACAGCAGCCACAACAACAGCAGCAGCAACAGCAGCAACAACCCUGGACGGGUGGUAGCAUGCAAUCUGUUAGUGGUAAUACGAUUACAACAACUGCAACUUCCGCGCGAACUCCUCUCCAAAGCCAGUCGAGACAACUACCUCGUCAAACAACCAAUACCUACCUCACUCAUAUGCUAAGUCAGCAACAAAGACCCCAGAUGGGUCAGAUGGAUUCGGAAUUUACGGGCAGCGGGGAGUAUCGUCAAACAAGUACCGAUCCAAGCAGUUGGGACAAUCAGUCAUCAGAUCCUGAUCUUUCCGACAUUUUGGAUCAGGUGAUCGAGUUCGUACCAGACGAAGCUAUCACAGAUUCGUCUGCGAUAGCAAAUCUCCUAGAUGUGAUCGAAGCGCCGCAGAACAACGCGUUGAACGAGAAGAUGGCGAUUAACGCGAUACAAAAGUCAUUGAUGUUAUUCGAGACUGCCGUAAAUCCAACGUCUUCCACCAUAACAAUCCCUGGCACGCCUCCAGCUUACUCCACCACGUUGGUUACCACACCUGUAACAACGAGCCAUAGUUACCAGCCACCACCGAUGUAUCAGCAACAACCAAGGAUGAGGUUUAACACGCAGCCAGGUGUCAGGCAAACGGCCACUCAGUUCACGCAACAGCAACAGUUACAGCUGCAACAGCAACGGACAAAAUUAAUACAACAACAGCAACAACAACAGUUGAAACAGAGGUUGCUGCAACAGCAGCAACAACAACAAUUACUCAUUCCUUCCAAUGCUACAGCUACGGACCAAAUUACCACCGGCAUUCACAAUAUUGAUAAUCUUCUCAACAAUACUGUUGCACCGAAUGUGUCGUUACAGCGGUCGAGUGUCCCAGAUUCGCAAGUGUCUCCAGGUUAUGGGGGAUCCGUCCAGAUGCCUUCCAGUCACCGACUUGGCCACUCGUACUCACAUCCUUCAACGUUACCACAACACCCCAUUGUAAACAAUAAUUUUAACAGUGGUCAACAAGUGUCCGCCGCAGCUCGACUGUCGCCGCAUUCUCCCGCUGGUAUCUUGUCGUUCACUCAUCCGCAGCCGUUGUCACCACGCGUGACGCAAGGCAACUAUGGUAAUACCCCGAGAUUAUUCAACGUUAACCAGGUGAGAUCGCAGCAACAGCCCACCGCGCAGCAGCAGUUGCAGCAACAACAGAGAUCGAUGCCGUCGCCGGGUACUCCAGCGUCUGCACGGCAAUCUCCGUUUCCGGCGGAAACCUUUCCUCCACCCACCUCCCCCACAGCCAGUCAAUUUCCACCCGGCCCUAAUCCUGGAGCUCCAAAUCCUUCUGCCCAAUAUCGGUUGCAACGGACCACGUCUACGCCUUCAGCCACGACUCAGUUGCCAGGUGGGGUCGGUUCGCCCCGGCACUACGGCGGAGUGAGUAAGGAACAACCUCUUCUUUCACCUAGUCAUCCACAUUCGGGUUGCAACCCGGCAACACCGACUCACAAUCAACACAACGUAACGAAUACCCAACAACACUUCUCCAACCAACAACAUUCUUCUAUGAUAUACCACACGACCGCCAAUACUAUCAACACAGCUGACAUGCAGAACAAUCAGUUCUGUUACGAUCGGACGUCUGUUCCACUCUAUUCGUCAGGGCCUGGGGACGCGCAGGAUGCCAGGCCUCUGCCUCCCGGUAAUCCUGUCAAUCACCAAUUGGGUGGAAACGCGAGCAGCACGUCCGAGUUCGUGAGACAAGAAUUGAGAGCGAUCGUUGGUGCGCGAACGCAACAGCAACAACAAAGGGUACCAAACAACAUUCAGAACAAUCUCACCGGUCAAGUAUCUCAAGACGAUCUUGAAGCGCUUGGUCUGACGUUCGAGAUGUCCCCUGCAGGUGAGGCUGUGGUUAGCGAUGGCCCUGCAAAGAGCUGGGCCAUUGGGAGUGCCGGAGGUGCCCCCUCGUCCUCCAGGACUUCUAUGGAGGAAGUGGCUCGAGGUGAUCCAAAGGUGAACCAGUCGUCGUUGUUACAGAAACUGUUGUCCGAGUGACUGCAGGCCAACGGUUUGAAGACUAAAGGGAUCUAUGUAAUAUACGUUUGAAGCUAGAGACGUGAAAAAAAAAUGGAUGCAAGACCGGGUCACAUACGGCACGAAGGAAAACCGCCAAGUGCAAAAUCGAUCCGCGUGUGUACGACGCAAAAUAUACACCCUAUUAUACGUAAUGGAUACUAAUUGUAUUAUAUGUAAAACGCCGCAACAAACAAAUACACACACAUACAUACACGGGACACACACGUAUACACACGAAGUCAGUAUUCAGACACGUAUCACCAAAUACAAAAUUGCGAGAAAAUUUAGGCCGCUGCGCCGUGCUCUCCGUGGCCUUAACGCGCUGGAAUUUGAUGUCAAAAAAGAAAUAAACAACAACGGGAAGUCAUUUUAAGAGACAACAAUCAAAAUGGAGCUUCGCGACGUGAACGAGUCCAGCGCGUCUUUAUAUCUUGCUCCGAAACUCGAAGGACCAAAAGUUUCCGUUUCCCGUUUGCAUCGAACGGUCUCGACGAUUCGUGUCUCCGAUUUCGGAAGGAUCUUGUCCCGAGGGAUAAUAGAGCGUCACGGGAUCGAACGAUCUCUGUAGAUCGAUCAUUCGGUCGCGAGAAACGACGGAGAAACAUUUAAUUUGAAAAGAAAUCGAAGUAGAGCGCGGGGAGCACAUGGCGUGACAUCGCGACGACCAUUAUUUUAUAUAUAUAUACAUAUAUAUAUACAUACAUAUAUAUAAAUAUAUAAAUAUAAAAAGAAUGAAAGAAAGAAAGAAAGAAAGAAAUGCCUUUCUCGGGGCAUCCCAGCUUCGGACGAUAUUCGAGUAUAAAUAUAUAUAAAUAUAAAUAUAAAUAUAUAAAUAUAUUAUAUAUGAAAAUAUAAAUAUAAAUAUAAUACCGACACGAUUAGACUGACGGCCGCUUGUAAUCCGAUUGAAAGGGUUGCCACGCGAACCGUCAGUAUUGUAUUUGGUAUCACUGAAAGAAACUACGUAGGUACCUCAAAGGUAUACUUUACUAUACCACUGGCUGUUGAACAUAGAACUAUUUAUAGGUUUAAUUAUUGUACACAAGAGGAUGAUGAGAAGAUGACGAAGAUAAGAAAGAAGCAAAUAGAGCACUAUUUCACGUA